Messenger RNA from Lates calcarifer (barramundi perch), 2604 nucleotides. RefSeq lists its product as uncharacterized. Bases 146 to 2035 code for a protein of 629 amino acids. The transcript has 10 exons. The record is from RefSeq and is a predicted model, not a curated record. Lineage: Eukaryota; Metazoa; Chordata; Actinopteri; Centropomidae.
GCGGUAGGUGGCGCUUCAGUGUGGCUGUCAAAUCCUGUGUUGAAGAGGCGAGGGCGGUGCGACGAGGAAGAGCAGCUGAACUGUGUCGCACGUAGCUUUUCAUCUAAUCGACGGUUUGUCUUCGAUUAUACAAACUCAUCCAAAGAUGGUCCGACCACAUUUUGGACCACCACGCUUAAAGCCCAGACCAUACGGAGAUGGUCAUGGCACUGGGCCUAGUGAAGGGAAUUACAACCCCAACACCAAAGGUCGAAGAGAUGCCCAAGGCUACCCAGCAAAGACUCCCUUCAACUGGAGAGACUCCAGAGGUAGAGGACGACCCCCAGUUGUCAAGAGAGUCCCCUUGAUGGGAGAGCAAAGGGAGCCACGUUUCAAUCACUGGAGGUCCCCGAAUCAGGAGUCCUUUCAUUCAUACCCUCCCAAAAUGGAACCACACCAUAGCCAGAGGAGGCCUUCUCCAUCUAGGCCAAACCGCUCCCCCCAUGGCCAACAUCAGCCCUCCUCUCGCAGUCCCACACAGGGAUCCCCAGGUCACAGGGGCCCACCUUUCCACGGCCACCCCUCAGGACACAGGUCACCCUCCCCAAGACAUUUUCGCGGCCACCCAGCAGACAGGAGGCCAGGCCCUACACAAGCCUACCAGGGGUCUUUCAGGGGCCCCAAAAGGCAGGCAGGUUCUCCCCAUCAGGAGCACCGUAAUCGAGACCCUCGUGGGAAUUACAGCCCCAGAGAAAGGCCCUAUGAGCACUCAGGUCAUGGCAUGAAGCGUUGGAACGAGGCUGGAGCAUACUCUCAUCCACACAAUGGAGAACACAGGCCCUCUGGGUCACAGAGGAGCCCCAGAGAGAUGCAUGGGAGAGGCUCGUGUCCAGAGAGGUGGUCAUCUGAGCCAGACUCCAGGCGGCAGCGUGGUCCGGUGGAGAGGCAGGGCAGCAGAUCCCACAGUAGAGAGAGGGCACAGGAUGUCCCUCACCAGCCCCCUUUCAGAUCCCCCUCAUGGAAAGGAGGACCACCACAGCCGCCAUCCUACCACAGGAUCCCUCAGGAGAGGCAAGUGGCAGGACCCCGCAAGAGGAGGAUAUCAGACAUCAGCAUGCCCUCCUCAGACCCUGCAAUGGAGCAUGGCAAUCCAAAACACCCCAGGAGAGAGAGACCUCAGCUGCUCAAUAUUCCCAGGCCAUUUGGUGGUAAACCUUUGUCUUUUAGGGAUAGAAGUUACAUAGUUAAGAACAGACAAAUCAGAGCAGCGUCUCUCAUGAGGCUCAGAAUACCUCCAUCGGUGAAACCCAGGCCUCACCUGGGCGACUCCACACCACGGGGAAACGUCAGCUCUGUUUUUGCAAUCAGGAAGAAACGUUUCCAGUCAAAUCCAGUUCCACUGGAAAAGCUGGAACCAAGGAGGCCAAAACCACAACAGUCACCCCCCAGAGAAGAGGGCAAUGACAGCACGUCUUCAAGAGACUCUGACACAGGCAAAGAACAGGUGGAGUCCCGCCGGUCCUUGAACACACACAGAUCUUCUCCCAUAGAGAAACGUGACCUUGUUGUUUUGUCCCACUGGCCACCCGGGCCAAGCUCCUCUUCCAAGGAUGGCUCACCUCUGAAAGAUCGCAGCCCAAAGUCGAGAAAUGAACGAAGUUCAGAUGAAGACACCACACCAGACAGCCGACUCCCAAGGAUGAAUGAUUCCAGAUCAUCACCUGAAGACAGAAACCAGGAACGCUUGGAUAAGAGGAUAUUCAGGCCAUUUAAUAAUGUGAUGCAGGACAGCCACAGAUCUGGAAGGCCCUUCAGGAGACCGGGACCAGGACCCAUGCAGAGACCAAAGUUCACUGGUGUUCCCAGGAAGCCAGGUGGUCCUGAACUGUCUGGAAAUGUAAGAAGACCGCUCAUGGAGAGCUUAGUGCCGCGUCCCUUCCCAAAUCAGAGACCAGUGUUCAGAAAAAGUCACAGUAUCAUGUCUAAAUACCGCAACAUGAGAGUGAUGCGUCAGCGAGUGCCGUACAACCGAGGACCCAACCAACAACGCUGGUGAUAGCCUCCGGUCCUACAUUCUGCAGACAUGACACUGGAAAACGUAGAAGAAAUCUCAAGAUGUUUUCUGCUCGGUGAACUGCACCGCACAAACCCAUCUCUCACUACAGUCCCUGUAUAUUAUGGAAGUGUUGUUGCUUACAUUUGUUCUCUGGUACAAGUGUUUCAGUUGCACCAUUGAAGUACUGCAGUACUUUGUUUUAGAGUAUUUUAACACAUGCCAUUAUAUUAUAUUACACUGUCCUGCCUUUUUCUGAUGCUUUGAUUUGGGAAUUGCUGCUUGUGAUCUUGGAAGUCUUUGUUUUACUUAGUCUUAGCUUAUACUUCUAUUUGUUUACCAGCAACAAUUAAUUUCAGGUUUGUUAAAUCCAAGAAAUGUUUACUUAAACAUCUCCCCUUUGUUGUUUGUAGAGACUUUAUCACAUGAGAUGUCCUACCUGAUUAAUCAUGGGUGUUUUGAUGAAAAACCAUGGCUUAUUGACUGACACUUAGCUACUAGUUAAACUUGUAUAAUCACAUGUUCAGUUUAUUGUUUGAGACUUGAAGUAAAGUUGGAUUUAACAAGCUGUA